AUGCGCCUUCCGACGCUGCUUCUCGCAGCCUCAUCUCUGGUAGGCGCGGUGUUCGUCGACGAAGUCGGCGACAUCGACUACCACCAUGAACUUAUCGGCGUGCCUCAGGUCGAGACGACCUUCUUCCACAAGCCCAGGAAGGACGACAAGGCUUCUCUCCUGUACUCCCUGAGCGACGUUGGCGUUGUUGGAGCCGUCAACCCGAGCAAUGGCGCCGUUGUAUGGCGUCAGUUCCUCACUGGAAACAUCACGAACGGCGGUGGACAUCUGCGAGCGGCCAAGGGCGAGGACUGGGUGGUCUCUGCGUAUGGCAACACCGUGCAGGCUUGGAACGCCAUGUCGGGCAGAAGCGUGUGGUGGACCGAUUUCACGGGCGACAUAAGGGAUUUGGAGGUCAUGGAGCUGACAGAGAACGGGCGCAAAGACGUGCUGGCGCUUUUUGAGGAGGAGGAUGGAUCUUCGACCCUGAGACGGCUCAAUGGAAAGGAUGGAAGCGUCGUAUUCGAGUUCCACGAUACGAGCAAGACCGUCCCCCUUCAAGUGUCGAACAACAUCGAAAAGAUCUUCGUGGUCAGCCUUUAUGGUUCUGCCAACUCCUACGGCAUUCGUGUAUCAGUCCAUGACACUGUUGAUGGCCGGCGCGUUGACGACAUCAGCCUUGGCUCGAAGGGCGACGUCCAGACCAAGGAGGAUCUCCUGCUCGUUGGUGCCAACUCAGCCUCUCCCAUCAUUGCCUGGACCGAUGCUGCGCACUCGAAGCUCAAAGUCAACGUCCUUGGUACCAAGACCAAGCAGGAGUUUCCUCUGCCUGCUGACACUCUCGAGGUGGCCAUCCAUGCCCCUCAUCACCUCCAGUCUGAGCCGCAUUUCCUGGUUCACAGCAGGACGAAGGCUGGCAACAAGGGCGAGGUUUACCAUGUCAACAUCAAGAACAACGCCAUCACCAGGGACCACGAACUUCCUCUAUUGCCAGGCCUUGGCGCGUUCUCCACCAGCUCCGAGGGCGCCAACGUCUGGUUCACGCGCAUUACCGAGGAGGAGGUUAUCCUGACAUCUUCCAGCUCUCAUGCCAUCUUGGGCCGUUGGCCAUACAAGGCCGGCACCGAAAGCGUCUCUGCUAUACACGCCGUUUCGGAAGUUAUCAAGAAGGCUGGCGACAACUUCGCCGUCCGAUGCGCCGCCGUCACCACUUCAGAUGAUUGGCUGCUUGUUCGUAACGGCGAACAGGCUUGGAGCCGCCCUGAAGGUCUGACUGGUGGUGUCGCAGCCGCCUUUGCUGAGAUUCCCGAGAGCGAGGAUCUGGCCAAGACCCUCGAGGCCGAGGCUCACAGCAGCAUUCUGUCCGCCUACAUUCACCGUGUCACCCGCCACAUCGACGACCUUGCCUACCUACCUGACUACCUCGCCUCAAUCCCUCAACGUCUUGUCAGCAGCAUCACCGGGGCCGAAGUCUCCAAGACUGAAGGCCUCUCUCGCGAUGCCUUCGGUUUCAACAAGUUGGUUGUUCUGGCCACCCGUCGCGGCAAGCUCUUCGGCCUUGACGUUGGCAAGCAUGGCAAGGUCAUCUGGAAGCUUGACGCUUUCAAGAUCCCCUGCGGGUCUUCCUGGGACGUAAAGGGCAUCUUUGUCGAGGAUGCCAAGUCCCACGUCACUGUUCGCGGCUUCCACGGUGAAUACGUCGUCGCCAAAACCGAUACCGGUAAGAUGGUUGAUGUCAUGCCCGAGGGUUCCUGGGCGCAAACCCAGGCUGCCGCUAUUGUGGACAGCCCAUCUGGCCCGUGGCUUGCCCCGGUUGGUAUCGGCGGUGCCAUCGGCGAUAUUCCUGCUGCUUGGGCUCCUAAGCAGACUGUUGUCGUCCGUGGAACAAACGGCGAGCUCAAAGGACUUGCUUACAUCAACGAGGACGGCACUGCCAAGGAGCAAGUCGCCUGGGAGUUUACACCACCGGCCGGGUAUGAGAUCGUCAACAUUGCUACCCGACCUGUCCAUGACCCUAUUGCGUCUAUUGGCAGGGUUCUCGGUGAUAGAAAGGUCAGAUACAAGUACUUGAACCCGAACACCAUCGUGGUCUCUACGGUCAACGCCGCCAAGUCGACUCUCAGCGUGUCUCUGCUCGACUCGGUUUCCGGAGAGGUCCUGCACUCUACUUCUUACGAGGGUGUUGACACCGACAAGAACGUCGAGUGUACCCUCUCUGAGAACUGGUUUGUGUGCACUUUCUUCGGCGAGUACGCCCUGAAGGACGACGCCGGACAGCCCCAAUCUGGCCAGUCCCUCAAGGGCUACCAGAUCGUCGUCUCGGACUUGUACGAAAGUGACUACGCCAACGACCGCGGCCCGCUUGGCGAUGCUGCUAACUUCUCCUCCACCGACCCCGUUGAGACCCCCACCGGUGCUCCUCUUCCCUCCGUCAUUAGCCAGGCUUGGAUUUUGUCAGCUCCCUUGGCUGCUCUGGCCGUCACCCAGACCAGGCAGGGCAUCACCAGCCGCCAUGUUCUCGGCUACCUACCACAGUCUCACGCCAUCGUGGGCUUGCCUCGCCAACUUCUGGAGCCGCGUCGCCCUGUCGGACGUGACCCUACCCCCGCCGAGAUGGAGGCCGAGGGCUUGGUCAGAUACCACCCGGCCUUGGAGAUCGACCCCAGACAGGUCAUCACCCACCAGCGCGAUGUCAUCGGCAUCCAGAAGAUCAUCACUUCUCCCACAAUUGUCGAGAGCACCAGUCUGAUCUUCUCCUUCGGUGUUGAUGUAUUCGGCACCCGCGCCACCCCCAGCUUUGCCUUUGACAUCCUCGGAAAGGGCUUCAACAAGAUUAGCCUGAUUUCGACCGUGCUUGCCCUCACCGUCGGUGUUGCUGUAUUGGGCCCCAUUGUCCGCAAGAAGCAGACAAACAUGAGAUGGGCAUAA
Molecule: messenger RNA, 2907 nt
Organism: Colletotrichum chrysophilum
Lineage: Eukaryota; Fungi; Ascomycota; Sordariomycetes; Glomerellales; Glomerellaceae
Exons: 2
Coding region: 1-2907 (968 amino acids)
Biological process (GO): protein folding in endoplasmic reticulum
Cellular component (GO): EMC complex
Molecular function (GO): protein binding
Source: RefSeq, a predicted model, not a curated record